CUGCUGAAAUUUGCAUUUGAAAUCGGAACUCGCUUGGCUACAGUUGGUCGAAAAAUCAGCUGGUUGGCAAAGAGGAGAAGGGAAGAAAAACACGCGCCCACUUUUGAAGUGACACCGAUUUAUUUGGAAGAGUUUUCUUUUUCUCAUCUUUGCAUUUCACAUCAUUGUUUGCGUUAGAACAAUGUGGUUCUCAUCUUCAUUUGUUUCAUUCAAAAAUUGUGCAUUUUGUCUUUGUGUCGGAAUGUAAAAGUGUCAUCAUCCGAUUUGCGCUACUUUUUUGAACAAAAGAUGAAAUCGUCUGCUUUUUAUUUAGAUUUUAGAGGAAAAGUUCUAUUUUUGGAAGUUCGGCCUGAAACUGAUAUUACUUAUUAAGAAAGGAAUAUUCGAUAUGCUAUUCUAUAGUUUUAUUCUCAAGAAGGCGUAAGUGUUAAAUAGUUUCUUUUUUUGAUUUACUGUUCGAAAUUGGAAUCGUCUGCUUUUUAUUUCAAUUUUAGAGAAAAAGUUUUACUUUCGGAUUCUUUGGUUAGAAACUGAUAUUUUUUAUUCCUUAAAUGUGUGAAGAGUCAAUUAGUUGAAAAACAAAUAAAAUUUAUAAACUAUAAAGAAAACGGACUGCUCCAGACGAUAUUUUACUUUUUCAAACAAUAAGUUAUGUCCAGAUUAAUUUUUGGAACAAUAACAAAUUUAUUUAAUGCUUACAUUUUCUAAUUACUUGUGACUAUAUUUUUUCUCAAGCAUAUAACCUAAAGAACAUUAAUCUGAUGUUGAUGAUUUUUAAAUCAGUAUAAAGUGAGGAAAGUUGAAAAAUUAAAAACAAAAUUGUAAACAUGUUUCCAGCAUAUUUUCCUAUGGACACGACAAAGAGAUGCCUUGUGUGCAUCGUGUUUCUUGUUAACUGUGCCACAUUUGCUCUAAUAUGCAGUGCAAUGCUGUCACAAGAGUGGGUUGUAGUGAAACCCGUGCGAACUGGGCUUAACAUCAGCAUAAGGAAUGUUGAGUACUUAGAUUCAGAAACCAAUAGGUUUCAAGGUGUGAUUUAUUUUGGACUUUUUGAAGGCAAGAAAAUAUUGAACUAUGGAUUUGGAAAUCGAGCAUUCGAUCUAAAAAUUGUGUGUGUAUCAAAAUUGAAGACGUGUAUGUAUAGUUCCAAAGAAAACUCAACAGAACGAGUUAAAGAUCUUCAUGAUAACUUUAACAUCUAUACUAAGCGAGGAGACAAAAAUUUCACAGACGAUGAAGAAGCGUUUAAAGAGAGCCUACCUGAUUUUAACAGCUGGGUUGUUACAAUCUCCAGUCUUUCCUUAGCUGCUAUGUUCGCUAUAACAGGAGGUGUGUUUGCUAUAGUCAACGCUAUUCGUAAUUCUGCAGAAUUAGUAUUCGGGUUCUUAGGCAUCGGUAUUUGGAACACGUUUGGAGCCAUCUGCUCAAUGGUAUCUUUUUUGAGUUGGAUUCUUUUAUACCUACAAAAAUUUCGAAAGAACGUAAUGACCAGAGAAGAAUUGGAUCAACACUGGGUCUCUGAAUACAGGGCUUGUGUUGGGUACAGCUUCUAUCUUGUGGUUGUCUCCAUGUUCCUGUUCUUGCUGAAUGUUGCUCUUAUAUCUACCAUCAUAAAACAACCCUGGGUGGACAGAAAACUGCGAUCGGAACUGAGAAAAAAGUUAUCAUCCGGUAAAUACGUGGCACAUUCACCGGCGUCCAGUUUGGCGAAGAAAUCGAAAGAUAUCAUAGCAGUUUGAACUAAUUGCCCUCAUUAUGAAUAAUUUCAAAACAAGAUACUAUAGAAAUGUCGCCAAAUUAGAGGUUAUUUUAAAGGAAACUUUUGUGAGUCUAUGAAAUAUUCAGUAGCGAAACUCUUAAUUGAACGUCAGUCUGAUUGAUCAGAAUAAGAGAAUGGAAAGUAGAAUAAAUUACAUCAUGAACUAUGAGAUGAAUGAAUAUGAUUUGUUCUAAAUGUAAAUAUUUGCGUUCGUUUUCUUUAAAAGACAAGAAAAAUGAUUUUACUCAUUUUAAAUGAAUAACUAGGAUAAAUGACUAGUUUAAAUGAACGCAACAACUAGGACUGGGUUCUAUCCCUGAUGGCAAUUUGAAGUCUACCCACUUUAAGAUCUUCGGAUACCAGCUUGUCUGAGAAAUAAAGACAGCUGGCUCUUAAUGCAGACCACCAUCAUGCAGUUGGUCAUGAAAUUAUGGAGCCUUGUCUUCCAUGAUCCUCUUGGUUGUUGUGAGGGUACUUAACUUUAAAUAAGGAAAUUUUUUUAAUAAGGAUGAAAAGUAAAGCCAAAGUCAAUACAGAUGGUUUCAUGACAAACUGUCAGCUUCCAAUAAAAAGUUUAACAAAUUACUUCAAUAAAAAAAACUCUAUUCAUCGAGUAGUUUAUAAACUCCUUUAUGAAGGAGAAUCCUAUAUAUGUCCUUAAUGCACAAAGGAAUGCAAUAUAAAAAAUUUAAUAUGUUUCAAUAUUUUCCUUUUUAUAUUAAAAACUAUUUUCUAAUUCAAUAUCAGUAAAUAAGUAGCAGGGACUGAUUUACAGAUCUCAGCCACUAGAGGGCACUCUACUUAGUUGUCAAGUUUCAGUUAACAUGCAUGCAUCUCUAUCACAAUAUCAAAAGAUAAUUUUUUAAACAAUGGCAAAUUCUAAACAACCUAAAUCCUUUAGAAGUACAGAAAUUUAUAAUUUAAUUUAGUAAUUAUUUGAUAGAGUAGGAGUUAUUAGUAAAAUUGAUCAGUUAGAUUGAUUAAUAAUUAUUAGGAAACAAGAUAUUUGUAUUGAGUACCUAGCAAAGCAUCUGUAGCAUUCUAAUAAGUCAUUUGUGUGGUUUAUUUACCUCAAAAAGCACUAAAUUAUUAAGUUUAUUUCAGGUAAUAAUUUUAUGAAAUGUUAACUCGCAUUAAACAUAUUUCACAGUUUAAAAUACUGGCAUGAACUCUAACUGCUAAAUUUAAUACUUAAUAGCAUAAUCAUAAAUCGGCUAAAUAUUUAAAAAAAUUGUUUUGCCAGAAAAAUGCAAUGUUAGUUGCAUUACUUUUCACUAUGUAUGAUAAAAAUAUAUAUGCCUGUGUGUAUGACACUUUUACAACUUUAAGACAACUCUAAAUAUCUUAUACCAAGUCUUUUGAAAAAAUAGAUUUUUACAAUAUUUUUAUUAAAAAACAGUUUUGGGGCCCUUGCAAAUCAAAGGCCAAUCUAGUAAAAAUAAUAAUAUAAAUUUCUUUAACGAGUAAUUUUGCGUAGGGUCACCUACUCCAAAUACUUUCUGUAAAUUAGUCUUAAUAAGUUAUAUACAUUUUACAAUUUUUACAUUUACUAUCUGAUUAUGAAAGUUUAAGUGGCAAUUAAACUACUUAGAGCGUUAAGGGAUAGAAUAUACAAAUUAUAUUAUUAAAUAGUUUAGAUAAUUCUCUGCUACGAGUUUAUAUCGUGUUGGUUUAUUUUCUUUAGAAAUGGGUUUUGUGCAAUGAGCAAAAGAAAUGUGUUAUCGGUAUUAGAAUCAUGUCUUGGUAACAAGGGAAUUAAGUGUUCAUCAACCUGUGAUCCUGAUCUUAUGUAUUGAAUCCUUCUAUUUCCGACUGGCCAUUAUGUUUUGUAAAUGAUGAGGUUAUGUAAGGGUAUUUUGAUUGUAGAAUAAAUUUGUCUUUUGUCCUCGA
This is a messenger RNA of Parasteatoda tepidariorum (common house spider), 3649 nucleotides long. RefSeq lists its product as uncharacterized. The record is from RefSeq and is a predicted model, not a curated record. NCBI's taxonomy places the organism in Eukaryota, Metazoa, Arthropoda, Arachnida, Araneae, Theridiidae.